Melanotaenia boesemani (Boeseman's rainbowfish) is the source of this 2582-nucleotide messenger RNA. RefSeq lists its product as uncharacterized. The record is from RefSeq and is a predicted model, not a curated record. Lineage: Eukaryota; Metazoa; Chordata; Actinopteri; Atheriniformes; Melanotaeniidae. The coding region runs from base 98 to 2119 and encodes 673 amino acids. The transcript has 5 exons.
AAGAACGAGAAGGAGGUGGAGGGAGGGGGGAAGCCGGAAGAAGGAAGAAGGAAGAUACAGUAUCAUCCUCAGCUCCUGAAGCAGCUGAACUCCAGCCAUGCCACUGUUUCGGGGUUUGAAUGAAUGUGUCAGGAGAAAGGCUCAGAACAGAAGGCAGAGGAACCUGGAGUGGAUGGGAAGCUGUCUGAGAACACACGAUGAGGGCUCGGUUCUUUCAUUGGCUCGGAUGUGUCUGUUGAGCCUUGCCAAUAACAUGAAGGAAGUGUGGGUGAAAGACUAUGCAGACAACUACCUGGACCAUUAUUCAUUUAGAUACAUCAUGGGGCCUUUCAACCCACUGCCUGGUGAACUUGUGGAGGAGCUGACUUGUUUGCUGUGCACCACAAAACAGAUGUCUCGGGCUGCUCUUCACCUUCUGCUGGUCCCCCAACUCCGACGCUUGUCUCUGGAAAGUUGUCCCACUUUAGUCACCCCAGCCCUCUGUGCCCAUAUCGCUGCCCGCUGUCAGGGUCUGUGGAGUCUGGACCUGUCUGGAGCCCAGCAGCUGCCUUCAAAGGUCCUCUGUGAAACCCUGCACAGUUUACCAGCUCUCCGUUCACUCUCCCUGGCUGGCAUGCCUUGUAACAAGAGUGUAAUCCAGACAGUUGUCCACUGUUGCCGUUUGUUGCAACAUCUAGAUGUAUCCCGCUGUCAUUUGCUUUCCCCUGCUGCACUCCUUCCUCUUGGUGGUGGGGCUUUCUGUUCAUCUUCUGCUAGUCCUUCAGACUCAUCUUCUCUUUACACCUCUUUUUCUCAACCCUUUGUUUCCUGUCCUGUCCUCCCCUCAUCCUCUCCUCCAUCACUGUCCCCUCUCCCCCUUCGGAAUUUGCUAGCUCUGGAUAUUGGGUUUGGCGAACAGGAGGGAGAUGCCGCAGCAGCAGCAGCCUACCUCCUUCUCUCCCUGCCUUGCCUGGAAAGAGUGGCCAUUGAGGACCUAGCACAUGCCUGCUAUCUCAUUGAGCACAGAGAGUUUGGCAAGGUAGAUGAGUUUGCUGACAGGGAGGGAGUUCCCAGGCUGGAGGAGGUAUGGAGGGAGAGACUGCACAGUCAGGGUAAGGACAAUUCUAGGAAAAGAAGAAAAGUUGCAUCAGUUGAUGAAGAGAAUGAGAGUGAAGAUGACCAACGGAUAUUUUGGGAGGGUUAUGGCUAUGAGAGUGAGGAAGAUGCAGUCACUGAUGAAGGGCCAUCUUGUUCUCAUAACCUAAAGGGGGAGAAAAAUGGGAUUUUGUCACAGUCUGACUUUAUCCUGCACCUGAGGGAUGUCAAGGGUGUUACUUGUGACCACCUGGACAGUUUAGGCCGUUUAUGUCCAGACGUUAACUCCAUAUCGUUAAACGCUGAAUACACAGACAGCAGCAGAAGAAUCCAGGGGUCGCUGUUGACUGCAGGCCUCCAAACCUGGACCGGCCAGCUACGGCGUCUCUCAGUACAUUACCCCCAUCAGUUGACGGCUCUCCUCCAUGCCUUGGAAGUUGCAGGCUCCACCUUGACUUCUCUCACCCUGGAGGGGGUGAAAACCAGCCCCCACACCUCACUACUGUAUGUCAUCAAGGCUUGUCCCAGACUCAGAGAGCUGCUUAUCUAUGCUGAACCUCCUAAGUGGUCAAACGGUGAAGUUGAGGAUGGUCAGCAGGAUGAUUGGAACCUCCCACAGCUGCCAAACCUCUGCUCUCUCACACUCAGUUUCUCCCAUGAGUACAGCCAAAGAAGACCUGUCAUGUCCUUGAUGUCCUUGAUGAAUGUGCUGGAGUGUCUACUGAAUGGUUCUCCUCUUCUGGAGAAGCUGUCACUGGUCUCCCUGCCAUGCCCCCUGAACUGUGUUUUGCAGGACACGCUGCAAAGAGUUGAUCUGAACAUGCAUCGUUUGGCAAAUUCCUCUGGCUUACCCCCAAUGCCACUUGGACAGGUACAGCACAUUGACCUGCAGCGAACAGAUGUACAGAUAAAAACUGUGAGAAGUAUAUUGCAGCAGUGUACAAAGCUCAAGUUUAUGGAUUUGAGUUACUGCUGGCAAAUCCAUAAAAAUGAGUGGUUGGAUUGCAAGAGGCUCAGUAAAGCCCAGGUAGUCUGGGUGGAGUGAUCACAUGGCACGUUUCUAAUAAAGGAGCCCAUACUGACAGAUGAACAGACAGUGUUUUUCAUUAUUCAAAUAAAAUACCUUCCAUUUUUAUGCUGUCAAAUGCUUUACUAUUGCUGACUCGUUGACUACAGCCCUGAUUUGUAUUUGUAUUUUUCUAACGGACAUGGAUCUAUAUUUUUGCCCUGCAACAAUGCAAUAUGUCAAUACUUGUCUUUUAUUUAAACAUGUAGGACGUUUUUGUAAACUACAUGUUUAUCUCUUUUACGUAAUUUAAAAGCAAACAUGCAAUUUCUGUGUAAACAAGCCUAUUGUAAGCUAUGGGUCAUUUAAAAUGAAUUACAACUGUUACUCAUUUGAUCUUUUUAUUUAAAAACAUGAUAGGACAGAACACAUGGUUUGGCACCUUAUUCAAUCUUAUUUUAGUAGUUUGCUAUAAAAGAGGGCUACAAAAUUGAUCUUUCUU